Molecule: messenger RNA, 468 nt
Organism: Schistosoma mattheei
Lineage: Eukaryota; Metazoa; Platyhelminthes; Trematoda; Strigeidida; Schistosomatidae
Source: the annotation of a GenBank genome assembly
AUGGUAAAUUGGAGUAUCGUUACGAAAGUGAAUACAUCACUGAAUUCACAUAAACAUUGCCCGCUGGCAGUCCUCUUGACGCCAUAUCAGAACAUCAUAUGGUUUUGCAAGCAGUUCUUACUUUUAUCAGUACACAUUUGGAACAAGUCGGCCUUCAUGGUAAUGAUCUCUAAAGAUUUUAGAGAUGGUGUCUUACUUAUCCUAUUAAUGGGUCUUAUUGAUGGCUAUUUUGUACCAUUUCAUGCAUAUCAUCCAACACCAACAACAGAAGAAUUGUGUACAUCAAAUGUUAAACUAGCCUUCGAACUUAUUCAAGCAGCUGGUAUGGUUGAACCUCCAGCAAAACCUGAAGAAAUUGUUGCAGGCGAUAGCAGUGCUGUAUUACGCGUGUUGUAUGGCAUCUACUCAUAUUGUGCACAUAUGGAGGAUGAACAACGUCGGUAUGAAAUAAAUAAUAUUCGGGAAUAA